This is a messenger RNA of Musa acuminata AAA Group (dessert banana), 1806 nucleotides long. RefSeq lists its product as uncharacterized. Lineage: Eukaryota; Viridiplantae; Streptophyta; Magnoliopsida; Zingiberales; Musaceae. Gene Ontology annotation, cellular component: cortical microtubule. Gene Ontology annotation, biological process: cortical microtubule organization. The coding region runs from base 1 to 1617 and encodes 538 amino acids. The record is from RefSeq and is a predicted model, not a curated record. The transcript has 3 exons.
AUGUUGUGGGAGGUUAAUAUGCUGAUGGAUUGGCAAUAUGCUGAAGGAAAGGACGAUGCAUCGGAGUGCCAAACUCCUUUAACCCUGUUUGUUUGUAUAUUGAAAAUUCUUGCUCAAGGAGAAUUUAUUGAAUAUCUUGCUCUUCUACUGUCUACUGUGCAGCUUUCUGCAUCUCAAACAGAGAAUGGCCAUUCUGCAAGACCUGCCAGAAGUAGUUCGGUCACUCAUGCUUCUCUCUCAUCUUGCUAUAUAUCUGAUCAUAACAAAACCUUGGUCCUUAAUACAAACUCUAUCUCAGUCACCUCAAUACCAUCAACCCCAAUCAAACAGCCAGUAACCCCUUCUACUGCAAAGACAUUGAUACCAGUCUCUUAUCCAUUGCAAACACGUUCAUUCACUCUUGUCAAAACUCGAUCAACCUCUGGCCCUCCAUGUAUUAAACCUGAACCAUCACAUAAUUCUAGGCCUGCAACUCCAACUUCUAGAUCUCAAUUCUCUACUAGUGCAAACUCAAACUCUAGUUUGGUGGCAGCCCAUUCAAUUUCCCGACCAUCAACGGCCACUUGCCUGCCAAUUUCUCGGGCAACAACAUCGGCCUCGACAGUACAGCGCUCUCCAUCUGUUGGGCGGCUUUCGGCUAGUAAUGGUCGAAUUCCACAUUCGGCAUCUUCUUCCUGUCCCAGCUCCCCAAAUCGACAGCCUCAAGUUCCAAAAGGUUCAGCAGCAUUUUCUUCUCGUCCCGUCUCCUCAUGGUCUCGGGCUCCAGUUUCUUCACCAUCUUUUUCUCGUCCCAGCUCCCCCCGACCUCGGGCUCCAGUGCAGCCAAUUGAUCUUCCAGAUUUUCCUAUUGAUGUGCCACCAAAUCUUAGGACAAAUUUGCCUGAACGUUCUCUAUCUGCCAGCAGGGCACGACCAGGAAUGGCACUUGCUGUCCGGGCAAAUUCAAAUUCUGAAGCAGUGGUUCCUUCCAGUUCAAAACGAAAAAUUUCUGUACCAUUUGAAUCUCGGAGCAAGUUCCCAGAAAAUACACCAAAGGCUCCUCUACACAGCAACACACUUCACUCCAAUUCACCUGAGGACCAAAAGCCUAUGGGAUCUGAAGCUGGACCUUGCAGGACUGCUAAACUGGCUUCUGCUACAGAGAGCACUGGAUUUGGAAGAACAAUUUCAAAGUCAUCACUCGACAUGGCUAUUAAGCAUAUGGACAUCCGCCAGAAGAGCUUUGGAGGCAUUCGGGGUGCAUCAGUUUUUCCUCAUAGUAUUCAGUCUACGAUGUCCAGUGGCCGAACUGUUGGAGCAUCAAAGACGACUGUUCCUGUCACUAAUGAUGGAAUUCUUGUUGAAAAUGGUGGUCAUAAGGAAACAUCUGGGGCCUUCAACGGAGCAGUAUCGUGCAACAUGAACACUGGUUCCAGAUCUUCAGAUUGGGAAAACCUCAUGACAAGGGAGAGAAUGGAUGAUGCAGAUCUACAUGGUAGCCACAAGUAUGACGUGAUCUUGAUGAAAGAGGACUUGAAGAACACAAGCUGGCUUCUUGGUGCUGACGAUAAAUCUGACCAGGGCUCGGUGUUUGAUCACCGAUUUGAGCCUCCGCCUGAACUCUUUGAUCCCCUAUAGCAAGUUUGUUCUUGUUAUCUGUGCAUGUUACUUUUUCAUUCAUAAUAGUCUGUUUUGUUGAUUUGUGAUUGGUGUUCUCUCAAAGGCCUGUUUUUGCUUACAACAAGAGGAUGCUGAUGUUGAUAUAUUUUUUAUCCAAUUGAUAUGAAUAGACCACAAUUCUUGAUCCAGUCCAUAAUGUAUAUAGUA